AUGACGCUCAGUUGCGAAGAAGAACAGUGCAACGACAGUUUACUUGGAACCAAGAGCGGGAAAGGCAUCAAGCGAGGAAUCAAACUGUGGAGGAGCCUGAGCACGGUUUCCUCCGCGACCCCCUCGCCCACCACCGCGUGCACCACGACCUCUUGGUGGGCGAUCACCACGGAAGCCACGGUUGGGCUCAGCGAACUGUAUGUCGAUAUGCAGUGCCUUCUCACGUGGUUCGCGGCGAAUUAUUGAAACUUCUUCCUCCUCUUUGUCGACAAGCACUUCCUUUUGCAGCUUGACUAGCUUACCGAAGUUCUCCUCUUCACCUUCACCAGCCUUGCGGACGUUGAAUUUGGGAGCUUCCUUCUUCUGAGAGUCGAUGUACUCUUUCAAGGUCUUUUGCUUCGCAUAUUCAGCCUCAAGAGCUUCCUGUGCGAGCUCUUCAGCAGUCUUCUCUCGAGGAACCUCGGGCUCUUCCGGUACGGCAAUAGGUUCAGUUUCCCCAGCAAGCUCAUCCUAAAUAAGUCAGAAUCAGCAUUGCUUGCAUCACCUAAAACUCUUUAUCACCCUCGUUCAAUAAGGAUGAAAAACUUGUGGAAAAGCAAUUACUUCCAAGAAACUCAUCUCUGCAUAAUGGCUGAACAAUUCCAAAAAGAAAAAAGAUGA
Haemonchus placei is the source of this 660-nucleotide messenger RNA. Lineage: Eukaryota; Metazoa; Nematoda; Chromadorea; Rhabditida; Trichostrongylidae. The record is from the annotation of a GenBank genome assembly.